Molecule: messenger RNA, 2970 nt
Organism: Telopea speciosissima
Lineage: Eukaryota; Viridiplantae; Streptophyta; Magnoliopsida; Proteales; Proteaceae
Product: receptor-like protein EIX2
Exons: 7
Coding region: 1-2970 (989 amino acids)
Molecular function (GO): protein binding
Source: RefSeq, a predicted model, not a curated record
AUGGGAGGUCUAUCUGCUAUUACAUCUAUUCAUGAUCAGUUUCUUCUGCUUCUUCCUCUGUUGUUGCAGCUGCUGCUUUUUGAUUUUCUAUACCUUGGAAUUAGCAAUAAUAUUGUUGGAGCUGCUGGUCUCACUGUGAGCAACAACAGCAGCUGCAAAGAGGGAGAGAGACAGGCACUGCUCGAGUUCAAAGCUGGUCUAAACGACACUACUUCGGGGCGGCUCUCUUCUUGGAUUGGUGAUGAUUGCUGCACAUGGAGAGGUGUGGGCUGCAACAAUCGGACCGGCCAUGUCAUCAAACUCGACCUUCGAAAUCAACCUGUAUACUUUGUAGUAGAGAGGGCAUUUGUUGUUGAAUAUACAGAAAUUGAUUGGGAAGCUGCCCAGAAGUCUUCUUUGGGUGGAAAGAUAAGUCCUUCAUUGCUCAAAUUGAAACACUUGAAUUACUUGGACCUCAGCUUCAACAUUAAUUUUCAAGGAACCCAUAUUCCAAAAUUCAUCGGUUCCCUUCAUAACUUGAGGUAUCUCAAUCUCUCUUUUGCAUCAUUUGGUGGAACAAUUCCUCCUCACUUUGGAAACUUGUCUAGAUUGCAAUAUCUUGACCUCCAUACUCCAACUCCCUAUUUUUAUUUUGUUGAAUAUGAGCUAAACAUCAACAAUCCUCACUGGCUCUCUGGUCUAUCUUCUUCUUUGAGGUACCUAAACAUGAAAAAUGUGAGCUUUACAGGUAAGUCUUCAACUGACUGGAUACAAGCUGUUACUAUGCUUCCUUCUCUGUCAGAACUACACCUGUCCUUCUGUGAACUUUCCAACAUCCCUCUCUCAAUAUCAUCUCUUCCAUAUGCUGCAAAUUUUACUUCUCUUCUAGUCCUCGAACUUGCCUGGAACAACUUUAACUCCUCAAUUAUUCCUCCCUGGAUUUUUAAUAUUACUAGUCUUACUGUUCUUGACUUAUCUGGUGCGGACACUGAGGGAAGGAUACCAAAAACUUUGGGCAAUCUUUGCAAUUUGAAACGGUUAGAUCUAUCAUAUUCCAAUAUUAAUGGCGAAAUAACAGAAUAUGUGAACAGUUUGUCCAUCUGCAAUUCUAAUAGCCGCUUGGAGACACUACAUUUGGGAUACACCGAAGUUUCAGGUCUGAUUCCAUCAUCUAUCGGAAACUUGUCGUUCUUGAUAGAUUUGGACCUCUCUUCAACUCAACUUUCAGGUCCAAUUCCUACUUCUAUCGGAAACUUGUCUUCCUUGAUAGAAUUAGACCUCUCUGAUACUCAACUUUCAGGUCCAAUUCCUACGUCUAUCGGAAACUUGUCAUCCUUGAGAACAUUAGACCUCUCCUACAAUCAAAAAUUGGAUGCAACUAUUCAGAGUACAGUAGAUUUGAGUUUCAAUCAAAUCAAUGGUUCUCUCCCCCUUUGGUCUAAUGUCAUUAAUCUAUAUCUUGGGACAAAUUUAUUCACGGGACAAAUUCCUCAGAAUAUUGGUGAAGUUUUAGGGUCUGGAGUAGCCUCUUUAGAUUUUUCUGGGAAUUUUUUAAAUGGGAGCAUUCCUUCUUCUAUAUGUCAACUACCGAGUUUGUUGUAUCUUAUUCUUUCAAAUAAUAGUUUAUGGGGAGAACUCCCUAAUUGUUGGAAGCACAUAAAGGGCUUGACGGUUCUAUAUUUAAGUAACAACAAUCUAUCAGGCAGGAUUCCUCAAUCAAUAGGUUAUUUAUCUUCAUUGGAAAUUCUACUACUUAGUAGCAGCAACUUUCGUGGGAAGCUUCCUUCAUCAUUACGAAAAUGCACAUCUAUAUCAAGUCUUGAUCUUGGCACAAAUGGAUUCACUGGCAAUAUACCAACAUGGAUUGGAGAAAGUGUAUUAGCUCUGAGACUUAUCCGUCUUCAUUCCAACUUUUUCACUGAAGAAAUUCCUUCACAAAUCUGUAAGCUUUCUGGGCUUCACAUCUUGGACCUCUCACAUAAUAAUCUAUCAAGAUUCAUCCCACAAUGUUUGGGAAACUUGAGUCAUCUAGAAUCAACUAAGGCACGUUUUACACGAUACUGGCAUUAUGAGGAGCAUAUGAAGGUAGUUACAAAGGGAAGAGAACUUGAAUACACCUCCACUCUUGUCUUAGUGAACAGCAUUGAUCUUUCAUGCAAUCAUCUAUCAGGAAAAAUUCCAGAUGGGAUCACAAGGCUGGUAGGAUUGGGUACGUUGAAUUUAUCAAUGAAUCAUUUGACAGGAAAAAUCCCAGAGAAGAUUGGGGAUUUGGAAUAUCUGGAAACACUUGACCUCUCCAGAAACCAACUUUCUGGUGAGAUUCCUCCAACCAUAUCUUCUUUAACUUUCUUGAGCCAUUUGAACCUCUCACAUAACAAUUUAUAUGGGAAAAUUCCGUUAAGUAACCAGAUUCAGACCAUUAGUGUUGAUGCAUCCAUUUAUAGUGGGAACUCCGGACUUUGUGGGUGGCCCCUACCUAAUAAUUGCCCAGGCACCAACAUAUCUCCUCCAUCUCCACUUCCUCCAACAAAUGAUGAUGCCAAAGUUGAUGGAGAUCAUCAAAAUGAAGAAUGGAUGGAUAUGUUAUGGUUUUACAUCGGCGGCGUUAUGGGCUUCAUUGUGGGAUUUUGGGCGGCUGUUUGGGUAUUCCACCACGCUAAAGGUUACCGGCAAUUGCCCAUGUACUAUGAAGCCGAUAGAAUCGCCUCUACUGAAGACUCUACUAGGUGGCCAGGGAGUUCGGAUGACAAGUUAUAUCAGAGAAAGAAGCAGAAAAGCAUGGCUGAACUUUUGACAGGGGAUUUCUAUGUUGAUCAUCGGAGGAGUGAGAGUGAUGUUGUUGGUGAAGUUAUCUCAGGAAGAGGGGGACGACCACUGAAGACCGAAGAGAUCAAGGAAGUGGAACCAGAUGAGCAUGGAAUAUUCACUCUAGGAAAAAGUGAGAUUGGGAUUCAGAUGCAUGGAGACAAAGUUCACAGUGAGACAAUCUGA